UUUGCCAACGUUCACCCUAAGCUGAUGACUGUGGGCUCUUAACUUUUGGAGUUCAGAGUUGGCAGAUUUUUGGGAAUCACGCCACGCUUGCAGCCUGGAUUCCAUGUGAGAAGCGAUGUAAAAAGGUCCACCAGUCAUCUGUAGAUGCAGCAGCUUCACUCCUAGUAACAGCACUCAACGAAGGCCGAGAUGUAAUAAUGGAUGGCACUUUAGCUUGGGAGCCAUUUGUGGAGCAAACCAUUGCUAUGGCUAGGGCUGUUCAUCGCCAUCGAUACAGAAUGGGGAUUGGAUACAAGGAAGAAGAAGAUGGAUCAGUAACUGAGAAUUACUGGGAGCAAAUUGAAGAUGAUGAAAAUGCAAGUGAAGAGUUAAGAAUGAGGAAGCCCUACAGGAUUGAGCUAGUUGGUGUUGUGUGUGAUGCUUAUCUUGCAGUUGUUAGAGGAAUCAGGAGAGCGAUAAUUAUGGGCCGAGCAGUGAGGGUGAAGUCCCAGCUGAAAUCCCACAAGAGAUUCGCCACUGCCUUCCCCAAAUAUUGCAAGCUAGUCGACAAUGCACGACUCUAUUGCACCACCUCAAUGGGAGCUCCCAAGUUGAUAGCAUGGAAAGACGGCGAUAACAACUUGCUGGUUGAUCCUGAUGAGAUUGAAUGCUUGCAGAAGUUGAAGGCGCUGAAUGAGGAUGCACAGUCUAUUUUCGAUCUCUACCCGAACUCUGACACUAAAUGUGGAUCGUAUUCAUUCUGGGACGCUGCAGUUAUGUGCCGGUCGAGAGCUGCAAUACAACAGGAUCUCAAAAUGGUUUUAGGGAAAAUUGAGAAUCAAGUUGUGUCAUCAACCUGAGUAAAUUUUCAUGAGAAGAAUAUGUGCAUUGUUAUGUGCCUGUAUUUGUAUCUGAACUUUGACGAAGUUAUUAUUUUGGCUUA
Asparagus officinalis (garden asparagus) is the source of this 922-nucleotide messenger RNA. RefSeq lists its product as uncharacterized. The record is from RefSeq and is a predicted model, not a curated record. The transcript is spliced from 4 exons. Lineage: Eukaryota; Viridiplantae; Streptophyta; Magnoliopsida; Asparagales; Asparagaceae. The coding region runs from base 198 to 839 and encodes 213 amino acids.